This is a messenger RNA of Ceratotherium simum simum (southern white rhinoceros), 4274 nucleotides long. It is a transcript of the gene KCNA6, whose product is annotated as potassium voltage-gated channel subfamily A member 6. The record is from RefSeq and is a predicted model, not a curated record. NCBI's taxonomy places the organism in Eukaryota, Metazoa, Chordata, Mammalia, Perissodactyla, Rhinocerotidae. Gene Ontology annotation, molecular function: protein binding; delayed rectifier potassium channel activity. Gene Ontology annotation, cellular component: voltage-gated potassium channel complex; membrane. Gene Ontology annotation, biological process: potassium ion transmembrane transport; protein homooligomerization; action potential.
GCGCAGCUGGGAGCUGAGAAGCGGUGCCGACUCCAGAGGUCGUGCGGUGGGCGCCGUCCUAGUGGCGGGGAGCGCGCCGCGGAGGGGACAUGAGAUCGGAGAAAUCCCUUACGCUGGCGGCGCCGGGGGAGGUCCGUGGGCCGGAGGGGGAGCAGCAGGACGCGGGAGACUUCCCGGAGGCCGGCGGGGGCGGGGGCUUAUGUAGUAGCGAGCGGCUGGUGAUCAAUAUCUCGGGGCUGCGCUUUGAGACGCAACUGCGCACCCUGUCGCUGUUUCCCGACACGCUGCUGGGAGACCCGGGCCGCCGCGUUCGCUUCUUCGACCCACUGAGGAACGAGUACUUCUUCGACCGCAACCGGCCCAGCUUCGACGCCAUCCUCUACUACUACCAGUCGGGGGGCCGCCUGCGGAGGCCGGUCAACGUGCCGCUGGACAUCUUCCUGGAGGAGAUUCGCUUCUACCAACUUGGAGAUGAGGCCCUGGCCGCCUUCCGGGAGGAUGAGGGCUGCCUGCCCGAGGGUGGUGAGGACGAGAAGCCGCUCCCCUCCCAGCCCUUCCAGCGCCAGGUCUGGCUUCUCUUCGAGUACCCAGAGAGCUCUGGGCCGGCCAGGGGCAUAGCCAUCGUCUCCGUGUUGGUCAUUCUCAUCUCCAUCGUCAUCUUUUGCCUGGAGACCCUGCCCCAGUUCCGUGCAGAUGGUCGAGCUGGAAGCAAUGGUGGUGGUGUGAGCAGAGUCUCCCCAAUUUCCAGGGGCAGUCAGGAGGAAGAGGAGGAUGAAGACGAUUCCUAUACAUUUCAUCCUGGCAUCACCCCUGGAGGAAUGGUGCCAGGGGGCUCAUCCUCACUAAGUACUUUUGGGGGCUCCUUCUUUACUGACCCCUUCUUUCUGGUGGAGACCUUGUGCAUUGUCUGGUUCACUUUUGAGCUCCUGGUGCGCUUCUCCGCCUGCCCCAGCAAGCCAGCCUUCUUCCGCAACAUCAUGAACAUCAUUGACUUGGUGGCCAUCUUCCCCUACUUCAUCACCCUGGGCACUGAGCUGGUGCAGCAGCAGGAGCAGCAGUCAGCCAGUGGAGGCGGGGGCCAGAACGGGCAGCAGGCCAUGUCCCUGGCCAUCCUCAGAGUGAUCCGCCUGGUCCGGGUGUUCCGCAUCUUCAAGCUCUCCCGCCACUCCAAGGGGCUGCAGAUCCUGGGCAAGACCUUGCAGGCCUCCAUGCGGGAGCUGGGCCUGCUCAUCUUCUUCCUCUUCAUCGGAGUCAUCCUCUUCUCCAGUGCCGUCUACUUCGCAGAGGCCGAUGAUGAUGAUUCGCUCUUUCCCAGCAUCCCGGAUGCCUUCUGGUGGGCAGUAGUAACAAUGACCACGGUGGGUUAUGGGGACAUGUACCCCAUGACAGUGGGGGGCAAGAUCGUGGGCUCACUGUGUGCCAUCGCUGGUGUCCUCACCAUCGCCCUGCCUGUGCCUGUCAUUGUCUCCAACUUCAACUACUUCUAUCACCGGGAGACGGAGCAGGAGGAGCAGGGCCAGUAUACCCAUGUCACUUGUGGGCAGCCUGCACCGGACCUGAAGGCAGCUGACAAUGGACUUGGCAAGCCUGAAUUCUCCGAGGGUCCCCGGGAACGGAGACCCAGCUACCUUCCCACUCCACAUCGGGUGUAUGCAGAGAAAAGGAUGCUCACUGAGGUUUGACCAGUGCAGGCAGGGCCUGCACGAGAAGGAUGGCACUGAGCAGACAAUCUCUUAGCCUUCCUUCUCAUUCUCCACUACUCUCACCCUGGCUCCAGUUGACUUCCUGACCCCUUCUCCUCCACCGAGUGGAUGGCAGCCUGGACUGUCAACCUUGUUGCUUGAUCCCUGCAGCAUUCAAGGUUUAUCCAUCUAAGUGACAUUUUUGAAAUUCUAAUGGUGCCACCCAUUCAUGCCCAUCUUCUGUCACAUGGAUGAGAUUUCCAUCUGACCUUCCCUCAAGACUGCUUUUUCAUGUCUGGGACUUGUAAUAUCUCUAGGAACAGAGAUGUCAACAGGAUGGAAACCAAGCAUACAUGGGUCCUGUUUCUCUCUUUAGCUUUGGGGCAUGCACCUGUCUUAGCUUCUGGCCAUGUGGUGACUAGCAGAAGCUGGAGGACAGAAAGAAUACUCAUCUUGCUGUUUUAUUCCAGUGCCCUGUAACACCCGCUGGUCAUUUUGCAGAAGACCCUCCGUAGAGCCUUUAGCUGCGCAGCCUCAAAAGAUGUUAUUCAUCUCUAAUAUUGGACAGAAUUAGAGAAACUACAAUUAAAUUUGGCCAUUUGGAGGACAUUAGAGUCAGUCCUGGACCAGAGGGGGCAAUGGAUUUCUCCAGGUGUGUUCUGGCACAGUAGACAUCAGCUUUUGGUCUGUGUUUAGUCCUCCCCACUCUGAUCCCCUAAUCUUUAGCUUCCAGGAAGGUUCCUUCUUAGAGCCAAAUACUCUCUUUGUGCAAGUGCCUUCCUGUGCAGAGGAACUGGAACAAGGGAACCACAGAGCCAGUAGAAAAGGGUGAAUAGAGUCAAGCAGUUGGCUUGACUGUGUUUGUGAAGAGAGGUACUACUUAGACAUUGUCAUCUUGAAGGGGCAGAGGAAUUUUGUUGCAGAAGGCAAAUCUCUCUCACUUGCUUUCCCCUAAUCCUCCCUAGCCCUCCACCCUUCUUCCUGGGGAUUUGACUUAGGAUUGCAGUUGAAGCCUUUCUAAAGCAACCUCCAGCUGAAACCCAGAGACAAGAGGGAGCACACGCUGGAUGCCAGCCUGGGUCUCUGCCCAUUUUAUGGGCAAUGAAGUAGGUGGUUAGAGUGGGAAGAAGCAUUAUUCCUUUGCUCACAGCCUGACUGUUGGAGGUUUUUUGCUGAGUCAAGCAAACAUUCGCUUGCUCUGACCCUCAGAGCUGCAGCCGACCUGUUCUCCCUGGUAAGGUAAUGUAGGGGUGGUACCACCGGGACUAAGCCAUCCUCUUCCAUCGUGAAACUGCUGCCUUCCAUCCCAUCGUCCACUUCCCCCCAUUUCUCUCCUAGUAGCAUCAUCAUUAGUUUGUUGCCUUGAUAAACUGUGAUGUACUGUUCUGAGCUCUUCUGGGUACAGUUCAGAAACCGAAAGGACUGUUAAUGUGUUUUUAAUUUUAUAUCUAUCCUUUAAGACUCUUUGAUGAGAAUUUUUUUAGAAAAAUUAUUUUCUUGAGCAACUUAUGAAAGAUGGCCUUUUGAGGGUUUUAUUGAGAGACACUGUGGCUCCUGUGAGUGCCAGAUCUAAAUCUGGAUUUUACCACAGUUUUACAGGGUAACUUUGGUGCCACAGUUCCUCCUUGUGCCUCAGUUUCCCCACUCAUUAAAUGGGAACAUAAUGUCUUCCCCUCCCUACCUCAUGGAGAAUGUCGAACUCACCUGGGAAGCUGGGAAUGAUGCUAUGCAAAUGUGUGAAUUUUAGACUUGACUUUUAGUUCAUUAUCCUCUUUCCCUAUCUCCCAAAGGCAAGGCCUCUCCCCAGAGGUCCUGCUUUGGAUCCAAAGUCCAAGAAUAGGCCAUUCUGGGCAUUAGCUCCUUAAAUCCCUCUUUAGUCUCUUCAACUGGGCCUCAGUCUUUCUUCUUACCCUUCUGCAAGGAGGAUACACUUUAGACAGGCUUAGCGGGCCAGGCUUCCAGGGCCAGAGGCCACCUUGAUUAGGAGUGUGGCUUCUCCAAACCUGAAAUACAGUAGGAGAGAGAGGAGUUCAUGAUUCAGAAGCUGCUCUGAGGCCAUCAAGUGCUGGUUUUCCAAAUCUGUUCCGUUACUCCUGGCUAUUUGGGGAAAGGAAGGACCCAUUCCAGAGGCAAAAGGGAUGCUUCCAGCUGAGGGUAACUGUUGGAACAGGUAUGCAUGUAUCUCUAUAUAUGUGCAUGUGAUCAUCCUCAUCACCACACCUAAUCAAACAUUUCCUUUUCAAGUCAGAGCAUGCCUGAAAGUAAGGGUUUGUGGAAAGCUGGGCUCUCCAGGGACUCUGGUUGCCGUAGCAACCUUCCAGACUGUUCUCUCUAUCUUCUGAUUUGGGCAGCAAGGGAGAACAGGAGACUACGUUUUCUCAGCUUCUGAAAUGGGAACACCUCCCACAUAUUGAUUUAGGGACUGCUAGUGACAGGACAGGGAUGUGUGACCUUCGGAAAAUGAGGGGGUAGCAGGUCGCCAAAACUUCCUCCCUGGCCCUUUCUUCCUGGUUUCCCCACCCAGUCAUUGAAGCUGCCUCAUCUCACCCCUGAUCCUCCAGAAACUUGAAUGCUAAGCAACUACCAGUUAAA